UGACUUAUAAUACAACUUACCAUAACGUUUCAAAGUUAAUAUAAAAUUAAAAUUUGGUUUUCCUAUUAGCUGCAGCGGUUUUUAAGUAUGGGAUUUAAAAGAAAUUUUACCGGAAUUUUACCAGUACUAUUGUUUUUCGUUUUGACAAUAAUUACAGUCAUAAACGCAAGACCCGCAGGAGGUCCUGGUCAAAACGGUCCUGGUCAAAACGUUACAACACCAGCAGCCGCCAUGACCCCGCCAGUAACACAGACAUUGUCAAGAAGUUCGACGGAAUUGGAAAGAGAAGGACAGACGUGUAGAAAUUGCCUGAAGAAAAUUUGCUGUGGUUCUUGCAUAUCUGGUUCGACGGAAUUGGAAAGAGAAGGACAGACGUGUAGAAAUUGCCUGAAGAAAUUUUGCUGCGGUCCUUGCAUAUCUGGUUCGACGGAAUUGGAAAGAGAAGGACAGGGAUGUAGAGACACCAUAGUUGAGAUGGUGGUAUGUCCUAUCGGAUCUUGUUUCUAUUUUGGCUGCUGCUGCUGCUUCUGCCAUAAAUUUUGUGGGUCUCUUUUAAAACAUAUUGAAAAUAGACUUUGAAGGAUCCAGAGGAGUCAUAAUUAUAUCCAGUUUCUUUCGAAUCCAACUAAAUAAAUUCUCAAAUAUUCUAC
Molecule: messenger RNA, 650 nt
Organism: Adelges cooleyi (spruce gall adelgid)
Lineage: Eukaryota; Metazoa; Arthropoda; Insecta; Hemiptera; Adelgidae
Exons: 13
Coding region: 88-579 (163 amino acids)
Source: RefSeq, a predicted model, not a curated record